Messenger RNA from Anolis sagrei ordinatus, 2664 nucleotides. NCBI's taxonomy places the organism in Eukaryota, Metazoa, Chordata, Lepidosauria, Squamata, Anolidae. The record is from RefSeq and is a predicted model, not a curated record.
CUCUCUCUGCCGGGAUCCCCAAGGCCAAAGGCGGCGAGGAGGGAAUGGAGCCCCCCGAAUACAUCCACGGCAUCCCCGCCUGGGUCCUGGAGGACUUCUGCCAGAAGAUGGACUGCCUCCACGACUACGACUGGAUGCGCUUUGCAUCCCACGUGAUAACUGACCAGACUGAACUGCGGAAAAUCAAAUGCAUGGAAAAGGCAGGGAUCAGCCGGACAAGAGAGCUGAUGUGGUGGUGGGGAGUGAGGCUUGCAACUGUCCAGGAGCUGCUGGACCUUCUGCAAAAUCUGCAGCUUUACCGGGCAGCCCAAGUGAUCGCUAACUGGAAGUCAAUCCCACUUGCCCAUGAUUCUGUGAAGCCCCCUCAACAAGAGAAGCCAUCACCAUACCCAAACGGCAACAAACAUAAAGGGCUACCAAAUGAGCCUGAAAGACAAGCAUCACUAUAUCCAGAUCCUGUUUUAAAAGCAGACGGAAACCUUCAUCCUUUAUCUCCACCACCAGCUUCCAUGGACCUUCCUCGUUCAUUGCAUUCGAUUCCACCAGAUUUAUCAAAUAGAAAGUUCUGCAGUGUUACUGUUCCUCAGGAGGAAAUCACUCCUCAUCUUCCUAAGAGCGAAAGCUUGCUGUGGAGCCCAAGUGAAGUGGAAAUUGCUACCAAUGGCUUCAGUAAGGAAAACCAAAUUAGCGAAGGCAUUUUUGCUGUCACCUACAAAGGUUGGAGGGACAAUGCACUAUAUGUGGUGAAAAGGCUAAAAGAGGCAAGUCAGACAGAAAGAUUUUUUCGCAUAGAAGUUCAGAUCUGCUUUCGGUGUCAACACCCUAAUAUACUACAGCUGUUAGGAUUCUCUGUAGAAAGUGCUUUUUCCUGCCUGAUAUAUCCUUACAUGCCAAAUGGAUCACUGAUGGAUAGACUACAGUGUCAGGGAGGUUCUGUAUCAUUAGCAUGGGAGCAACGCAUCAACAUAUCUUUAGGACUUAUUCAAGCCAUUCAACAUUUACAUAGGCUUGGAAUUCUUCAUGGGAAUGUGAAAAGUUCCAAUGUUUUGCUGGAUGCAGAUUUCGUACCUCGGCUUGGGCAUUCUGGUCUCCGGCUGCAUCCUAUAGAGAAAAAGACUGAUCAAGCUAUGAUGAAAACCAAAGUCUUGCAAGUUUCACUUGCUUAUUUCCCAGAAGAUUUUGUCAGGCAUGGGCAGCUAACAGAAAAAGUGGAUAUAUUUGGUUGUGGAAUAGUUUUAGCAGAAAUACUCACUGGCAUGAAGGCAAUGGAUGAAGAAAGGUAUCCUAUUUUUCUAAAAGAUGCCCUCCUUGAAGAAAUCCAUGCGGCAAAAAAACUGUCCUCUUCCAAAGAAAGAACCUUUGAACAAAUUGCUGCAGUGGAAAUAUGUCACAAAUAUCAAGACAAGCAAGCAGCUGGUUUGCCAGAAACAGCCGGUGUACAUUUGGCUAUGGCUGCCUGUGUUUGCCUAAGGAAAAAGCAAGCUGACCUGGCAGAGGUGAAGGAAAUUGUGGAAAUGGCACAUCGUCAAAUGCAGCAUCAAAAGAUGGCACAGGGAAGCAGAUGCUUUGGACACUCCAUCAAUAUCCCAGAAGAAACUAAUGAUGAGCCAGCAAGUCCAUUCGUGGAUGGUUUCCCAGUCAAUUCUAAUUACAGGCGUAAUGUGAAUUCAGUCCCCCUGAAUUGCAAAGAUUUGUUACCCCCUUUGACAAGAGCUGCAGUUCCUGAAACAUAUUCCUGGCAGAUGCUGUGUGAUCCUUGUGAGUCAGAUGAAUCAAGUAACUUUUUUGGGAGUCCAAUGGAGGAUGCUGACUGCCAGCUACAAAGCAGCGGCCAUCAACAUUUGGAAAACACUUCCUUGGCUAAGCCUCUGCCAAGUGAUCUAGAAUGCAAUAAUAACUGCACAGCAGAAAAUAUAAACUUUGGUCGAAGCAUGAAGCCACAGGAAGAAGCUGUUCCUUCAAGCAUUGCUGCUGGCUGCUCCUCACAAGCAGAAGCAAAAGAAAUAAGGAUCAACAGUGCAAAGAAGAAACUGGUGGAACAAAUUUUAUUGUAUGAAGAAAAUAAGAUAAACAGUUACGAACUCUUUGACUCUUCAGUCUAGUGAUGUCAUCUUCAAUUGGAUUUUACCCUAACCCUGAGAAUGAAGCUGUUAGCAGCUACAACUAAAACAAAAUAGGCAGUACUGGAUUCAUAUGCAUGAAAAAUACCAUAAUGUUAUACAAGGUGGGAGAAUUCUCUUGUUGUGAGAAGAACCAAGAGUAUGCCUUUCACUACUUUAUAAGUGUGGCUGAAAUAUCUUUUAGUGGACAACCCCUCUCCCUGAAACUAAAGGGAAAUGCAGGAUGGAUAAGAAAAUAUCAAUUCUAGAAGUGUUGAAAGCAGAUAAGUAUGGAAAAUUGACACUGGUUAGCUGAAGGUCAAGGGAGGACUUAUGGGAAGAAGAAGAGGUGAAGAAACAUCCCUAAAAGCAUCAGUUUAAAUCACAGAGGUGUCAGGAUACAUAGACAUAGAUGAAGGACACUCUCAAGUUGCUUAGACUGUUUACUACUGCCCACUGUGAGGCAUUCUUCACUCUUUGUUGCUAAGCGUUGUUGUAUUCCCAACAGUUUUGAAACAUGUCCCUUAUAUACUCAUAGUUUUCAAUGUUUACACUUUUGUGACCC